Messenger RNA from Guillardia theta CCMP2712, 351 nucleotides. RefSeq lists its product as hypothetical. The record is from RefSeq and is a predicted model, not a curated record. Gene Ontology annotation, molecular function: lyase activity. Lineage: Eukaryota; Cryptophyceae; Pyrenomonadales; Geminigeraceae. The annotation marks the transcript as partial. The transcript is spliced from 3 exons.
UUGUUGGAGGUCACGUUGGAUACCCCACAAGCACUACACGUGAUUCGGACCCUUUCUUCUGUACUUCCAAAACGAGUCUCCGUUGGGGCUGCAACUGUUAUGGACAAAGAGCAAGCAGUUGCAGCGAUAGAUGCCGGAGCAAAAUUUAUCACAAGUCCAAUUUUGUGCACAGAGAUCAUAGAUAUCUGCGAGAAGAGAGGCGUCUUGGCCAUUCCAGCUGCGUUGACACCGACUGAGAUUUACACUGCGAUUCAAGCGGGAGCUCGAGCCGUGAAGUUGUUUCCUGCUUGCAGUCUGGGCUGGCAAGGCCUCGAAGCCGUCAAGUCGCUCGGUCCGUACAAGGAGGUAUCU